AUGUCUGAACAACAGCAAAACAAAGCUCCCAUCACCAUCGACACCACCAGGGCGAACACCACCCACAGCGAACAACAACAACAACAACCAGUACAACAUCGCAACUCAGAAACAGCAACCCCCACAUUCACCAACUUCAGUCCCGUCUCGGCUGAUUCCUCUCCCAUCUCUCCGGCAGACCGUCGGAUGAGUGCCGAGUGGGAUGCCUCCAAAGUGCCACCAAGCCGCUUCCAAAAGCGCAAGGGAUCCAUCUACGCCGUGCCCAAGACACGGGACGGCCAUGUUGACAACAACUACGCCACUGCCUUCCAUCAGAAACACAUGGAGAAGGGAUACCAGAAUGUAAAGUAAGCGAGCGAUUGAGUGGAUUGUGUUGGGCAAACAACGGCGCGCGGAGGAAACAAGCGUAUGAACAUUGAAGGAGGAUCUGCUACGAUGAUAUCCGGUUGUCCAUGAGGUUGAGCUGGGUUUUAUUGACUGUGUGCGUGCUGGGAUAGCUUGUUUAUCGUAUGGGGGAUGCGUUAUACGACAUGGUUGAUUGUUAUCUUGCUGAUGGGCUGUAUAAUCACCAUUUCCGAUCGAUGGCAUUCAUUUUCUGUUUUGAAUCAGGAACUUCCCCUCACUAAGAUAUGAACCAAGAUCUUCUUCACAUGCAAAGGGUAGCAGAUGUGCUGGUUGC
Neurospora tetrasperma FGSC 2508 is the source of this 679-nucleotide messenger RNA. RefSeq lists its product as uncharacterized. The transcript is spliced from 3 exons. The record is from RefSeq and is a predicted model, not a curated record. Lineage: Eukaryota; Fungi; Ascomycota; Sordariomycetes; Sordariales; Sordariaceae. Bases 1 to 351 code for a protein of 116 amino acids.